CGAUCGAGAGGGUGUCAGUCUGUCUCCGAGUGCUUCGUUUCAUUGUGUGCUAUUGUUCCCAAUAACGAUCCUCUGCAAUCAUCCCCAUCUCCACCUCGCUCAUCUGCCUUCCUUCGGGAGGAGCUGGACAAGCAAGCUGCACAGAGGGGAAAUACCUGGAGGAUAAUGACCUAAAGGCCUUUGUCAUUUUGCAGAAUUUGUUUUACCAAAGACUGUGGAAUAAAGAUAGUUCUGCUCAGGGUGUUCUCUUUGGUGCUGGGUAGAAGAUGAGGAAACACCGGAUGUUACCACUGUGCGCUCUUCUGGGCGUACUGUUUGCAGGACUGCUGCCCAAACUUGACGCUCAAGAGGAAGCACAAGAGUCAGCUGACCUUGUACUCUUAAUUGACGGAUCUGAGAAUGUUGGAGCGGCCAACUUCCCCCGCGUGCGCGAUUUGGCUAUGAAAGUCAUUGAGGGCCUUGAUGUGGGCAGGGACACAGUUCGGGUGGCCGUGGCUCUGUACAGCGCGGACCRKGAGYUUCAGUUCUWUCUAAAUASCUAUGASAKCAAAGCCGCUGUCCUGGAUGCAGUGAAGGCCAUUCAGUUCACAGGCAGCAAUGAGGCUAACCUUGGAGCCGCCUUGGAGAAAGUCGCUGAGAGCCUGUUGAGUCCGGCAUCAGGGGGCAGGGCAGAGGAGGGGGUGCCCCAAGCUCUGGUGGUUAUCAGUGCUGGACCGUCCAAUGACGAUUUCAGUGCGGGUGACAGGGCCCUUAAGGCAGCAGGGGUUAUCACGUUUGGCGUAGUGGUCGGCGGCACGGCCAACGCCGAGCUGGAAACUAUCGCCACAGACAAGAGCUUUGUUCUGUCGGCCCCCGAUUUCAGGACAGUGGCAAGCAUGGGUGACCAGCUGCUACCAUACGUUAACGGGGUGGCCCAGCGUACCAUUGUCGUUGAGAAUGAAUUCACAGAAGCCUUGGAAGUGGGAAAAAGGGACAUCAUUUUUCUCAUUGACAGCACUAUGGGUGCCACAACGAUCAACUCUCUUCGUGAGUUUAUCAAAAGGUUUGUUGACACCAUGCCAAUCGGACCGGACCAAGUGCAAGUAGGUGUGGCCCAGUUCAGCAAUGCUGCCAGGCUUGAGAUAGACCUGAACGCAUAUGGAUCCAACGAGGACCUGAAUGCGGCUCUGGGAAGACUCAAGCCAAGACCGGGACAAGUGGUGAACAUCGGGGCGGCCCUGGACUUUGUGAGGACCAACAUGCUGAGGGCUGACAAGGGGAGUCGUAUUCAGCAGGGCGUGCCCCAGCUGGUUUCUGUUCGUUGA
Salvelinus sp. IW2-2015 is the source of this 1304-nucleotide messenger RNA. Lineage: Eukaryota; Metazoa; Chordata; Actinopteri; Salmoniformes; Salmonidae. The record is from RefSeq and is a predicted model, not a curated record.